Entrophospora sp. SA101 is the source of this 2667-nucleotide messenger RNA. Lineage: Eukaryota; Fungi; Glomeromycota; Glomeromycetes; Entrophosporales; Entrophosporaceae. The record is from the annotation of a GenBank genome assembly.
AUGUCUAUAAAUCCUUGUUCUUCUUCUUCAUCGUCAUCAACAUCAGUUAAAUUUAUAAAUACAACACCUUCCACCUACGAUCCUGCAAGCAUCGACCUUCAUUAUAGUAGUGGAGAUGAUGACAACGGCAACAAUGCCGUUUCUUUUAAAGAAUUCGAAAAUAUCAAUAUCCCUUUUCCCCCAGACAUCAAAGCAGAGGCCUUGAUAAAUUGUAAAAAGAAUGGCAAGAUGCCGUCUAGAUCUCCCAAUUCUUUUAUGGUCUAUCGGAAGGCCUUUGUAAACGAACUUCACAAAAAUGGUCAUUAUGUCUCAAUGACUAUUGCCUCGCCAAUUAUCGCCAAAUUGUGGAGGCGUGAGCCAAAUCAUAUAAAAAACGCGUAUAGAGCUAUUUCCAAUCAAGCCAAACGUCUGUUUUUGCUAAGGCAACGUGGAAAAUCAGAUAAUGGCCGAGAAGGUGGUUUGCCAUCAUCUAAAUCAAUAAUAAAUACAAACAAUCCUGCUUUGUUAUCUUACAUUGCAAUUAAAUUUAGAAAAAACCAGAAGUUAGAUGUUCACACUAAAGGGUUUAUCGACUAUUCCAAUACUUUUACUGGUUCAGAUGCCGUGGGCACAAUCCAUUCUUUAUUACCAAAAAAUACGCCAAGACAUGUUGCAUUACAAAUGGCAAGGUCGUUAGAAUCACAAAUGUUUUUUCAAUCAGUUAACCUUGCCUUUUCCUCCUACAACAAUUUUGUUGUAAUACACGAUUCUGAUAAAGAUGUAUACUCUCCUUUGUGUAAUAUUUAUAGUGGCAUUGUUAGUGAUGACAGUAAAGGUUGUUAUUCUACAACUUGUAAAAAUUAUGUUCAUAAUCAGAAUCCUCAACCUCCAUCGAUCAAUAAUAACGAUAUAGGGAGAAAGUCAAUACCAGAUUUUGAUAAUACUCUAUUACCAAAAUUUUCAUGGAUGAAUUCAGCUCCUAAGGAAAUACUGGAUAAAAUUUCUAGAAAUGAAUUAAAACGACAAGAAAUUAUUUUUGAAACUAUUUAUACCGAAGAAGAUUAUAUUAAUGAUUUGAUUAUUUUGGAAACUGUAUAUGUUAAACAACUUCGAAAUGCCACACCACCCAUUAUACCACCAGAAAGACUCGAAGAAUUCAUCAAAGGGAUAUUUUGCAAUGUUUUUGAUGGCAUAUUGACCGAUAACAAAAAAAUGCUUCACCUCCUAAAAACCAGACAACAACAAAGUCAUGUGAUUGAAAAAAUUGGUGAUAUUUUCUUGGAGUGUGCUCAACAAUUUGGUCAUCAUUAUAUCAAAUAUAACGAAAAUUUUCCUUUUGCCGAUUAUCUUGUCAAAAAUGAAAAAUUAAAAAAUCAUAACUUCAAAGAAUUUCUAGAGAGAUGUUCAAGAGAUCCACAGACUCGUAGAUUAGACUUUCGUCACUUUGUACAAAGGCCUACACCACGUCUACAAAAAUACGUUUUACUACUUGAACAAAUACUUAAAUACACUUCUGACGAUAAUCCUGAUAAACCAGUUCUUAUUAAAUCUAUAGAAGCAUUCAAACAUUUAUGUAGAGAAAGUGAUAAUAAAGUUCAUGAGUCAGAAAAAAAAGUAAAAUUUAGAGAACUUUAUCUAAAAAUAAGAACGCAAGAUAAUAAAGUUUUUGAACAACUAGAUAUAUUAAAUCCUGAAAGAAUCCUUUUUUUUAAAGGUGAACUACAAAGGAGAUCAAGCAAUCGUCUUGAAUGGAGUGAUCUUUUUGUUUUUCUUUUUGAUAAUUAUUUAGUAUUGACUAAAAGAAAAAUGAUUGAUUAUGAUGGCAAUGAAAAAUACAUUAUAUCUGGAAAGCCCAUUCCAUUGGAAAUGUUAGUAUUAGAUGGAUUUAAUGAUCUUGGUCGUACGAGGUCAGGCAGUAAUUCACAAUAUUUACGAAUGUUUGAAUCAAAAAAAAUUAUAUCAAAAGGAUCAAGAGGAUCUAAAAAAUCAAAUUCAUUAUCGAACAAAUUUGUUGACAAUUACGAAAGACCAAAAUCAUUAAUAAUUGAUGAAUCAAUUCAGAAUAAUCAGAAUCAGCAACAGAUGAAAAAUUUAUCAUUCACAAUAAUUUAUGUUGGUAAAAAUAAUGGUGAAGUAACUUAUCAAUUAUACGCAGGUUCCUUGGAUAAAAAAAAGUUAUGGAAAGAAAAAAUCCUCGAAGCCCAAACUCAUCUUGCGUCAAAAAAUGCUAAAUAUAAAUUAUUUGAAUUGAUCACCAUCAAUGAUUCCACCUUUACUAAUUUGUCUAUCGGGAAUCAAGAUAGCCAUAGAAAUAUUGAUAACUACCAUUAUAACAAUCAUAGUCAUAAUAUUUAUGGAUCAUCAAAUCGUAAGAUGGUUGCAAUUGGUACUGAAGAGGGUGUAUGGAUAGGUGCAAUAGAUGAUGCUCAAUCAUAUAGAAAGGUAUUACAUAUUGGCAACGUAACACAAAUGAAAGUAUUACAAGAUUUUGGAAUGUUUAUAUUAUUAGUAGAAGAGAUAUUUGAGUUAUUGGAUUCUGUUGACAGGUCUCCAAGUCUUCUUUUUUUGGUUGAAUUGUUGAUCCCAAAUUUUUCAUAUGCUUCACCUUUGUUCAAGGAAUUUAAAAGUAGCCAAAUUAAUAUUAAUCAGGAAAAUCGUACCAAAACCAAAAUCAAAGAAUGCCAAUAA